Messenger RNA from Hymenoscyphus albidus, 951 nucleotides. Lineage: Eukaryota; Fungi; Ascomycota; Leotiomycetes; Helotiales; Helotiaceae. The record is from the annotation of a GenBank genome assembly.
ACAAACCAGUAGUCAAAGGACCCUCCCGCUCAAAGAACUGCACCUUGAGGAACAUAUGCCUUCAUAUGAAUUGGCUUCUAUAUCCAUAUAAUAUGACCAAUCAACUUUUACCAUCCUGGAAGACUGAAGUGAGAGGGAGAAACUUAAUUGUGGAACCUCCAGUCAACAAACAUUUCAAGACGGAAACUAUCAAGCCUGUAAGCCCACCUCAGCUAUCAAUAUAUGAGUUCUGCUGAAAUCUCCCAUUGUAGCUAUAUUCGCAGAGCAAAUUUCCCUCUUGAUGCUCCUAGGAUGUUGGAACCACUCUAGUGUUCGAAACCAGAGAGUCACAGUUGAGAAUUUGAUUUCAAACUUUGGUAGCGAUCUUUUCCGGGAAUUCCACCAUAUUCAGAUGAUAUGUGUGUGGUAGUAUGUUCUUUAUUCUGGCACACCGCAGAGAAGAUAAUAUACAAUAUUCGCAGCAGUAUGGUGAGUAUCGACCACUCUAUCCCUUUCAAGCUUGAGAUGUCUUCGAGAUUACAUGUAUCCAGAGCGGGUGUGUGGACUAGAAACAACCGGACUAGGCAAGUGCCUGCUGUGGCAAGGUUGAUGCCACGCAUUCUUCGAGGAAUGAAGCCUCGGAAUCAGCCAUCUAUAGCCAUUUUCUCGAAAACAUCCCCAUCGUGGACAGAAUAUCGAUAUAUCGCGGUAUACAUUGUGCCAGCUCUUUUUUGCAAAGAAACGGCGAGUGGUCCAGAUGGGACUCUUCCGGAGCUCCCCAGCAAGUCUGGAGAUAGCCCUCUUAUUUCUCUUGAUGCAACAACAGAGCAUCAGCAGAGUCUUGCUUUGGCUGAUGUAGCAUUGCCGAGGCCUUUCAGUAAGGAGAAGGCACUGGAUCUCGGAAUCUGGUCAAAUCAUAACAACUUGUCGGAUUUCCUAUUCCACUUGCUCCUUGUUCUCGUCUCUCGCUGA